AUGGACGACAAAUUCAUGUUUUUCAACGCCUUGCACAAGCGCCAACAGAACCCAAAGCUCCACGCCCUAGCAAUCGGCAGCUACAUUAGGAACAGAAAGGAGGAGCGAGCAGACAUGGGUGUACCUGGUGGGUUCAAAUAUUUCUCUCAACACUGCUUUGUUAGAGGCAUGCAAACCGAUAUGCUUGGUCGCACUAUUGCGGUCGUGCUACCAGUGACCAGGGCAAUCUUGCAGGCAGCGGAGCCUUUGGCGGAUAUCUUGGACUACGACUCGGAAUGCAGUCUUAGCAGCGCUGCUAUUGGAACACUGAGUAUUCAUAGUUGUGCUGUGCGAACAAUGUCGGAAUCAUCAGGCAUCGAGGAUAGCCCUUCGCCCAGGCUAAAUUUGGGGCAACAUCCUGGUGUCAAAAAUGACCAGCAGUGA
This is a messenger RNA of Parastagonospora nodorum SN15, 423 nucleotides long. RefSeq lists its product as hypothetical. The record is from RefSeq and is a predicted model, not a curated record. Lineage: Eukaryota; Fungi; Ascomycota; Dothideomycetes; Pleosporales; Phaeosphaeriaceae. Bases 1 to 423 code for a protein of 140 amino acids. The transcript is spliced from 3 exons.